UCAUCGACCUGUGCUUGUCUGUCUGUCUGUUUGUCUGUCUGUCUGUUGGCACCAAGCUGGCACCACGACGCCUGGCACCCAAACACUUAGGCACUGAAGUCUCCGUGUCAAGUCAGCUUUAUGGGCGAAGUGCGGGUUCCCUAACUGCCUAACCUGACGAGGGAGCUAUACCCCCCUAGCCCCCACUGACCUAAUGGGGCCCUGCAUCUCCUUUACUUCCCCCUAAACCUGAUGGGGGAGCCUGUCACGCCUCUCAACGCCCCCUGACCUAACUUACCCAAAUGUGACCUGACCCCUUGCCGUCACCAGUCAUCCGGGACAGGGCAGCAAGCACAGAGCGAGGCUUCAGUCACCAGUGGGAGUCACGGUAGGGGAGCUUCAGCCUUGCCUUGCCCACUCCAGCCCAGCGCAGCACAGCCCAAGCCACCCCCAGUGUUGUAAGGCCCCUGCAGGAGUGGGGUGCUGUGUGAAACGUGCCCCACAGCAAGGCGUGUCUGUGGUGCCUGCCUGUUAGGGUAAUGUAGGUGUUGCAAGACUUCAUUGUAAACCUGCUGUGAGGAAAAGCUGUGUGGCGGGCAGCAGCAUGAGUGGCCAGCAGCUGCAACAGGAGGAGGGAGGGGAAGAGCAGUGUAGCGAGUCACAACACAAGACUGUGGACCAAGAAAGGUUUGAAUGCCAGCUGUGUGACAAGGCCUUCACCACACAGGGCCAGCUAACAGCACACACACUGACCCACAGCCAGGGAAACAGCAAGCCGCACAGCCAGACACACAGCAAUGCCGCCGGGAGAAGAUUUGAGUGUCAGGAGUGUGGGAAGACCUUCACCAGGGAGUUUAGCCUGUCGCAGCACGCCCUGACACACAGCGGCGUCAGGAACCACGAGUGUCAGGUGUGCGGCAAGCGGUUUGCGAGGGAGUUCACGCUGACGCAGCACACCCUGACGCACACCGGGGUGAAGAAGUACGCGUGCCAGGUCUGCGGCAAGACCUUCACCAGGGAGUUUACGCUGACGCAGCACACGCUGACCCACACCGGCGUCAGGAACUACGAGUGUCAGGUGUGUGGCAAGAGGUUCCUGCACAAGUCCCACCUGACAAAGCACUGCCUCAUCCACACAGGCACCAAGAAUUUUCAGUGUCAGGAGUGUGGCAGACGGUUCACGCAGCAGGCCACCUUGAGCAAUCACGUACGGAUACACAGCGGGGUAAGAAAUUACGAGUGUGCCCAGUGCGGGAAACGUUUCACACAGCAGGCCACGCUCAAGAAGCAUAACUUGGUGCACACUGGAGAGAGAAAACACGAGUGCAAGGAAUGUGGGAAGAGAUUUACGAGAGAAACCCACUUGUCGAGGCACAUUCUGACACACAGCUCGGCAAGGAAUUAUCAGUGCCCGGAGUGUGGCAGACGAUUUCCUACGGUGCCGGCGCUCAAUAGACACGUUUUUAGGCAUGCUGGUUUUGACGACAUGCAAGUGUAAGGUCUGGGGUCUUAGGUUAGGUUAGUAAGUGUUAGGUUAGGUUAGGUUUGGUUAGGUUAGAUUUUGUUACAGGUUAGGUUGUUAGGGUAAGAUAGGUUUGAGGUUUGGUUAUACUAGUGUGUGUGUGUGUGUUAUAUAAUUAAGAGGCAGACACUUAAUGGUGACAAAACCCACAAAUCCAGUGAAUAUUUGCCUGAAACUUAAAAAUGUGACUUUUGUUUUGUUUUACCCACAAUGCCAGUGUUCUGUUUGUCUGUCUAUUAAUCUAUUUAUUUACCUGUCUGUCUAUCUGUUUAUCUAUCUAUCUAUCUGUCAGUUUAUCUGAAUUUACAAUAGUUUUCCAUAAGUUGAUAGAUACACAGUCAGCUAACUGGCAAAAAACUACCUAACCUAACCUAACUUAACCCAGCCUAACCUAACCCUACCUAAGCCAACCUGACCUGACCAAACCAAACCUAACUUAAUCCAGUGAUGUUAGUGGAGCUUGUCACUGCUGGGAACUACAAGCAUGAACACAAUGAUGGCCAACAAAAGUUUUCAAGAAGUUUAUAAUUAUGAAUAUUUUUCUUUAUUUGUUACUGCCACACCAGCCACAACAUAAUAAAAUAAUUAAUGACUAAGCUA
This is a messenger RNA of Scylla paramamosain (green mud crab), 2101 nucleotides long. RefSeq names its product zinc finger protein 135-like. Bases 584 to 1477 code for a protein of 297 amino acids. The record is from RefSeq and is a predicted model, not a curated record. The transcript is spliced from 4 exons. Lineage: Eukaryota; Metazoa; Arthropoda; Malacostraca; Decapoda; Portunidae. Gene Ontology annotation, molecular function: RNA polymerase II transcription regulatory region sequence-specific DNA binding; DNA-binding transcription factor activity, RNA polymerase II-specific. Gene Ontology annotation, biological process: regulation of transcription by RNA polymerase II. Gene Ontology annotation, cellular component: nucleus.